This is a messenger RNA of Rotaria sordida, 648 nucleotides long. NCBI's taxonomy places the organism in Eukaryota, Metazoa, Rotifera, Eurotatoria, Philodinida, Philodinidae. The record is from the annotation of a GenBank genome assembly.
AUGUGGCAUCCUGAUGAUUUUGUAUUUGUACCUGGUCGAACACCAUUGACAUCUUUGAAAUUUCUUGUUUUUAUUUCGAUCGUUCAUUUCAUAAUGACAUGUAGUUUAGAAAUGUUAAUGGCUAAUCGUACUAAACCAAUAAAUGUACGUCGUAUUCAACGUUAUAAUAAUUUGCUUAUUGGUAUAUAUUCAGGUGUAACUUUGUAUAUAUUCUAUUUGAGUAAAUUAUGGAAAUUUAUUGAUAUUUACUUUGUUAUUUUAAAUAAAACACCAGUACUUAUGCAUUUUCGUUGGCGUCAUCAAACAACAUCAUCAGUAGUAUUAGCUAGUUUACUUGGUGAUGUAUCAUAUGAAUGGGCAACAAUUGUUUCUAAUUCACUUCUGCAUACAUUUACGUAUCCACAUUUUGCUGGUGUCUGGAAUGCAUAUCCAAUUCUUCUUGUAUUAGGUGCUUGGCAAUUAAUUGUUGGUCUCAGUUUGAGUAUAUAUGGAAUUACAGUUGGCUGUGAUGGUUCAUUUUAUGCUAAACUAUGGGGUCUCCUAAUAUAUAUUACUUAUACAAUAGGUUAUCUUAAUAAAUACUUUCAUCUAGUUGAUCGUCUUAGACAUUUUAUUUCAACUUCUCGUCAUGCUUCAAAAACAUUAUAA